Molecule: messenger RNA, 3858 nt
Organism: Corvus hawaiiensis (hawaiian crow)
Lineage: Eukaryota; Metazoa; Chordata; Aves; Passeriformes; Corvidae
Gene: MTHFD2L
Product: methylenetetrahydrofolate dehydrogenase (NADP+ dependent) 2 like
Exons: 7
Coding region: 64-900 (278 amino acids)
Biological process (GO): tetrahydrofolate interconversion
Cellular component (GO): mitochondrion
Molecular function (GO): methylenetetrahydrofolate dehydrogenase (NADP+) activity; methenyltetrahydrofolate cyclohydrolase activity; methylenetetrahydrofolate dehydrogenase (NAD+) activity
Source: RefSeq, a predicted model, not a curated record
GCCCCGCCUCCUCCCUUCUUCGCUUGGUUGCGGCGGCGCUUGCGUCCGUGGGGACCGACCGAAAUGGCGGCGGCCGCUACAGCCUUGUUCUCUUCUGCCUCCUUCUCCCCUGCCGCGCUGCUGCGCCCGGGCUGGGCGCCCCUGAGGCGGUGGCGAGCCCUCACUCGCAGCACCAGCAGCUCCCCUCGUAGCGCGGCCAGUGACGAAGCAACCGUUAUCUCAGGGACAAAGCUUGCUCACCAGGUUUUGAAAGAAGUUCGAAGGGAUGUAGAAUCAUGGAUAUCCGCUGGGAACCAGAGGCCUCACCUCACUGUCAUAUUAGUAGGAGACAAUCCAGCCAGUCACAUCUAUGUCAGGAACAAGAUAAAAGCAGCUGCAGCUGUGGGCAUCUCUAGUGAGAUCAUACUGAGGCCUAAAGACAUUUCACAGGAGGAGCUCUUGGAUAUGACGGCAAAACUCAACAAGGAUUCAAGAGUUAGUGGUUUAUUAGUUCAGCUACCUCUCCCAGAUCACAUAGAUGAACGGACAGUCUGUAACGCCAUCGCCCCUGAGAAGGAUGUGGAUGGAUUCCAUAUCAUGAAUAUUGGACGUCUGUGUCUUGAUCAGCCUUCCAUAAUCCCUGCCACCGCUGCUGCUGUCUGGGAAAUCAUAAAACGGACAGGAAUACAAACAUUUGGGAAAAAUGUUCUUGUAGCUGGAAGAUCUAAGAAUGUUGGAAUGCCUAUUUCAAUGCUUUUACAUACUGAUGGAGAGCAUGAAAGGCCUGGAGGUGAUGCUACAGUGACGAUUACUCACAGAUACACCCCAAAAGAGCAGCUCAAGAUCCAUACGCAGCUUGCUGAUAUAGUAAUAGUUGCUGCAGGCCAGGACCAAGAAACAACUUAUUUGUCCCACAUCUAAUUGUUCAACUGUGGACCUGAGCAGAAUUCACCACUGUGAAUAAAAGAUAACAAUGGUGUGCUAACUGGAAAUGAGCCGGUAACUUUUCAUCCAAGUUCACUGCUUCCAAUUUAAUCAUCGCUUCUGAUUUUUGUGCUAAGCAUGGUUUGUAAUUUUUUGUGCUUGGAGUUAAACGGUCCAGUAGCAAUUCAGCCAUGUUUACCUUUCACAUUUUUUUGCUUGUGUCAUUUGUAACAGGAGUGUGAUACAACACUCAUUACACAACUUGAGAUAUACUUGGAAUGAUGAGAAAACCUCGGGCUGGAUUGUGCAAACAGCACACAGUCCUGCCCCAGUGGGUGCUCUGGGGAAGGUUGUGCUUUAGACAGGUGGAAUCACUCCAAGCUUCCUUUUGUUACAUGAGAGCUGUGCACACUCCUCGGAAAUGGGUGACCUGUUCAGUGGGUGUUGCAAAAAAGGUAACUUGUACCCUUGCCAGGUUGGAACAGCUGCUGUUACAGGCCACUGCAGAAGAUGUGCAAAUGGAAAAGAGCUGUUUUGUGUGUCCCUGCAUGGAAGACCAAUAUUCCUUUUGCUGUGUAGUACUUUUACAAGAGCCAUCUGCAUCCUGACUCCUGACUGGUGACUUGUUGCAGUGAGUCUGUUCUGGUGUGGAAAAGCACCACCUCUGAGUGCUUUUCUGUUCACUUGCAUUAAUGGUUUUGGUAAUACUUCAAAUCAGGUGCUUCUCUUCUCUGUUACUCCUGCUUGUGAGAAGAUCCGUCUCUGUGUGCUGUCUCUCAUUUGCCCCCAGGUUUGGGGCACUACUUUUCCUGCUUACUUGGACUGUAACUAUCCAUGCAGUUUAUUCCUUCCUUCUCAUUCGUUCCCAACUCCUUGCAUCUUAAGUUCCAACUAUGCUGCUCUUGUCCAGCCUACCCCUCCCUAAAAUCCCUUUCAAUACCACACAGCUGUUGGAUUUCUAGCCGAAGCGUCGUGUUUCCUGUUACACACACCUGACACUUUGUAUCCCACCACAGCACUUCCCAUCCUGGCCUGCUAUCCCUGCCUAUACAGACUUCCCGUGGAGUCUGUUCUUUUUGCCGUUGGCCCAGCCCCAUGGCAGAAGUGUAAGUGCAGCUUUACCAGUGAUGCUUCUAGAGCCACUACAGGACAGGCAAGGCGGAGAUGGAAGCAGCAGGACUCUUGAGCCAGUCAGCCUGCAGCUCCUGCUCUCUGGACUUUCCAGUCUGCCAAGAGAAAGACUCAUCUGCCUGCUAGGUUUGGAGAGGGGGUAAAGACAAAAAAUAAUGACUGUGCCAAACACCAGAUGAACUUCUGCUUGGACUACUUGCGUUGUCCCUCAGGACAUGAUCUGUGGUCGUCUUGUCUAGGAAGUGCUGGUUAAUCAGACCCUUUAUUCAGGUGGUGUCUGGUUAGCUUUCUUAGAAAUUGGCUGUUUCCAUGCACCUAAAAUCGGAUUUGGUAGGGCCUUGUUUUUCCUUUGUUUAAAAUGUGAUUCAUCAUUUUCUACAAAAAUUACCAAUGAAAGGUUUUCCCAUGUUCUUCAGUCAGUGUGUUUUAGGAAAAGCUGCUCUAAUGUUUAUCCCUUCCUACUGGGUAUGCAAAGUAGGCUUAAGUAAAUAGAUAUGCUCGUUUGGUUUGGGGGUUAGUUCAUUUGUUGCUGUUAAGUAUUUGGCUUAUUAUCAAACCAUUUUACAAAGGGUGUAACUGUGCAGCUUCCGUUAAUAUGCUUCCAGCCCUAUCACACACAGAUCAUUUACCCCCAUAAGGCUGAGGCAUUAUCCAAUUACCAGCCAGGUUGCCAUGGAUUACAUCAGAGGGGGAUGAAAGAGAUGCAGUCAGAUGUUAUCAAAUGAGCUAGGAAAGAGUUUGAGAUCUUGGCUUGCUCAACAUGAGAAGCAGAGUUUCAAGCGGGUGUCUUAUGGGGGAGUGAGAAAUGGAGAGCAGAGAGUGUUCUUGUACUGCCUGUAUCCCAAUGACUAAGUGGCUGUGCUCCAGCACUGCACAUGGGGCCAGAGCCUUUUAUGCCAGCGCUUCCCUCCAAUAAAACUGCAGUUGCAAACCAUAUGGAUUUGGUUUCUUUUCCUUUUUGCCUUCUCCUCACCUGAGAGAAAACUGCUUUGAUGGGGAGAGGGGAGUUCAGACUCUCUUUUUGGAGAUACUCUAACAUUCUUCUCAGAACAAAGAACUGAUGGAAUUGCUCAAGAAGCAAGGUGAAUUGUAAUUUUUAGGUUGGAAAUUCCUGUUACUGAAAGUUGGAAGUUGCACGAUAGGGAAGAAAUUCCUGACAGGAGGCAUGCAGCCAUGGAUACAUUUCAUUAUCUAGACUUUAUAGUGACCUUCUCGAUUUUCUGGGUCCUGACUGAAGCACAUAUUCAUGACGAAUAUCAAGAUGCUUCAUAUUUAAAUGUGCUGAAGAAAUACAGUGCAUAUGAAGAAGCUGAGGUGGCUUGUUGUGGCUGUUUUAGCUGGAGUUUCAUAAUAGCAGAAAACUCCUGUCCCAGGACACUACAGAGAUGGCCACACAAGGUGUGCAGUGCCUGGCCUGGGCCUCUCUGGUCAAGUGCAGAGGUCCCCCAAAUGGUUCUAAAUAGCAAGAAAUGGUGUUUUUUCCUCUGUGGAAGGUCAGUAUUGUGUGCUGGGAUUAUCAUGACAGUUAAAAUUGCUUAUUGGUUGAGUGUCUUUCUUGUGCCAAAACCAUGGCACAACUUUUGGUGGGAUGUUCUUUGUGGUUUUGUUGGGUUUUUUUCUCUUUUCUGUAGUAGUAGUAGUAGUUACAAACUGGAUGCAAUUGAGGAAUAGUUGUUUUCAGUGUGGGGUGUAUCAAGAAAUAUUCAAGUGAAAGAAUUCUGUUCUAUUUUGUGCAUGCAUAGCUGUGCAUGCGCAGCCCUUGAUAUCAUUCAAAACUUAUAACCUAAGACUACCUGGCCAGGGUAAUUAAAUAUGUGUUGAUGA